Spinacia oleracea (spinach) is the source of this 858-nucleotide messenger RNA. RefSeq names its product auxin-binding protein ABP19a-like. The transcript is spliced from 2 exons. The record is from RefSeq and is a predicted model, not a curated record. Gene Ontology annotation, molecular function: manganese ion binding. NCBI's taxonomy places the organism in Eukaryota, Viridiplantae, Streptophyta, Magnoliopsida, Caryophyllales, Amaranthaceae. The coding region runs from base 99 to 725 and encodes 208 amino acids.
AGAAAAUGCAAGAAACCAAUCCACAAUACUAAAUCUACCCAUUCUACCCUUUAACAUUUACUUCCACAAUCUCCAAUACUUGUAGAUUAGCUUACAAAAUGAACAAUCUUACAUAUUUCUUCGUCUUUUGUCUCCUAGCCUCUCUUUCUCAUGCCAUAGAACUCGACUUUUGUGUUGGGGAUUCUAGUCUCCCUAGGGGCCCUAAAGGGUAUGUUUGCAAAGAUCCUGCUAGAGUCACAACUGAUGAUUUCGUUUACACUGGUUUUCGUGGUGAAAGAACCAUCACAAACGUCUUCGGAAACAACGUGACUCUAGCAUUUUCAGAUGCAUUCCCAGCCUUAAAUGGUUUAGGCAUCUCGAUGGCAAGGUUAGACUUUGGCGUUGGUGGAGUUAUCCCACUACACUCCCAUCGUACAUCGGAAGUUCUUAUUUUGGCCAAAGGAUCAAUCAUUGCCGGAUUUAUUGAUGCAAACAACACCCCAUAUUAUAAAAGAUUACAAGUUGGUGAUGUCAUGGUCUUCCCACAAGCAAUGCUUCACUUCCAAAUCAAUGUUGGUAGAACUCCGGCUACUGCAUUUGUGAGUUUGAAUGGUGCGAACCCAGCAUUGCAACUCACUACUCCCUCGUUGUUUGCUGGUAAUUUACCUGCUGAUAUAGCUGAGCAAAUCACACUUCUGAGUCAUAAGGAAGUAAUGCGGAUGAAAAGAAUGUUCGGUACAGCAUAAUAAGACCCUGACAAAAAUUACUUCAAUGAUCAAUAAAUAAAUUUUUUCAAUUAAUAUUUUAAUAAAGAGUGUAGAAAUGUUUAUGCCUCUAGUAUUACACAUUUACACGUAAAAUUUCCCUUUAGUUUGAUCA